Ooceraea biroi (clonal raider ant) is the source of this 4934-nucleotide messenger RNA. RefSeq names its product Exchange factor for Arf 6 (gene Efa6). The record is from RefSeq and is a predicted model, not a curated record. Gene Ontology annotation, biological process: regulation of ARF protein signal transduction. Gene Ontology annotation, molecular function: phospholipid binding; protein binding; guanyl-nucleotide exchange factor activity. Lineage: Eukaryota; Metazoa; Arthropoda; Insecta; Hymenoptera; Formicidae.
UUGCUGGCAGUUGCGGGGUGUCCGCCGGUCGAGUGAGUGGUUGGUGUCGGUUUGUUCGAUAACUCGCGAUAACCGUCGCGCCGUUCGCGACGCCGUGGAACGCGUGUCCCUAGCGACGGUGGCUUCGUUCCCGUCUGAUCUCUUGACGAAGGACCAGCGUGCGCGUGCAGCCCGUGAGCCCGAAGAUACAAACGCGCCGCGUCUUCAUUCCUCCUGACGACGGCGAAUGAGAGCGAGCGAGACCGAGUGCGGCCGACGAUCGUUUCGCAGUGCGGCGCGAGAAGGGGGGGAGGGUGCCUCUCCGCCCCGCGCGUGGGUGUGCGUGCCCGUGGGAUAGAUACGCCGUCGCGAAGUGACAGGAGAACGGAGGACGGGGAUAACCCAAAUAAAGGUGGUGCGUCCUUCUUCGUCGCUGCCUCCUUGAUCGAGUGCGAGGCCAGUGCGAGGGAGAGAGAGAGUGCGAGAGUGCAGUGAAAACGUGAUGCACAGCAAAUGACAGCGAGGAGGUGAGGAUCAAUGUGCCGUGAUGGCUGAGGAGGAGCUGCUGGUCACCCUGUGCCGCGGCGACUCCGGCUCCGGCGGUUCCUUCGGCUUCUCACUGCUCGGCGCCUCGGCGUCGGCGGGUCUGCCGGCGGCCCACGUCAUCUACGACAUCGUCGAGAACUCGCCGGCGGCCAGGAGCGGCAAGGUCGAAGCUGGUGACGUCAUACUCAGGGUGAACGAAGUUGAUGUUAACCGAUUUAGCACGAAAGAAGUAUUGAAAUGUUUACGGCUAUCCUCGGAUCCCGUUACCCUGAAGCUGCGAAGAGAUCCCGCAGUAAAGGCGCAUGUUCGCCGCCUUCUCUCUCCUGGUCAACCCAUGAACGACGAGGAUACGACAGCCUCGAAAGAUGUUUUGACGAACAAAUCUCAGAAAGCCGUCACUUCCGGUAAUGGAGACAACAAAGAGCUCAAGAAGACGCAAAGAAUGCCAGAAGCGUCUGCAGAUUCGCCGACCCCGGCAUCAGCAUCGGCUACGAGGAGCAAUGGCUCGUGCAGCGACGCCUCCGUCUCGUCGGAACUGGAGGUACUCUUACCAUCCGUAGACCACUUUAAGGAAGAGGAACGAACCCAAUGGGAGCCCCUCUGUGCCGAGAAAUUUCCUCGGCAAAAGAAUACACCUAGGUUCGAGGCGUACAUGAUGACCGGCGACCUAAUGUUAAACCUCUCGCGCACACAGCAGAGCAGUAAUUUGCUACCCAAGCAGCACCAGCAGCGGAAGGUCGACUCCCUUAGGUACAAUCCUAACCAUCAACAUGCCACCACUACCAGCACUAGCACCCAUCAUAAUCAUAAUCAUCAUCAUCAUCAUCAUCAUCACCACAAUUCGGUGCCCAGCAGUCCCAACGAAAUCCAAUUGGCCCAUCAACAUCAUCAUCAUCAUCGAGGAAGCGCCUACAAGGCUUCCAGUUCAGCCAGCACGUCGCCCGUGGGCGCCGCCAGACGCGAGGCGGUGCAGGGCACGCCGGGAGUCCAAGUCGAUCCCAGCAAGAAUACUGCCUCGAGUUUUGGUUUCGUGCGUACUUCGCGGUCGGAGGAUCAUCUACAAUUCCAGAAAGACCCUUCGAUGAGCGCCGUUGAUAUCGAUAUCGACGACGACGUCACUUCGAGCUUGAACACACUGUUGGACCCACGGCCGGAGGGCUUGAUGGCUAAUGAGCGGAUCGUCUGGACUUACAAUGCGCCCGUCAGUUCGCCAGCCGCUUCUUGCUGCCAAAACGGCGGCUCAUCCUCGUCCUCGUCCUCUUCAUCACCCUCUUCGACGAGCCCUCAGCGUUCUUUAUCUCCUGCCUCCCCGACCUCCGUCUCGUCCUCCGUUAUGUCCUCCAACUCUGGCUCCCGCAGGUUUCCGCCGGUUCAGACUGUUCCUGGGGUCGCCGGCACCCCGGCAAGUCAUCUUCCUGCUAACGGUGAUCUCAGUCAAUCGGAGGCCAUCAGCAACAUGUCCAGUCCAGACUACAAUGACGAAGAGACGAUGGACAUUCUCAGCGCACGGGACAUCAUGAUGGUGAGCGAUCCCAGCGACAGCGAUUCUACCAUCUUGGCGAGCGAACCGCCCCAGAGAAGAUUGAAAGCUAAUCCUCAGGACGCUGGUGAACAUAGAAUAGUGAUCCAGGUGAAGGGGCCUGACAAAGAAGUUCCAAGAAACACGAGUCCCAGGCAGGCAAGGAGAAGAGGAAACCCUGGAGAAUUAGUAUCAACCGCUGUACCCCAAAAUUUACAGAGGAAUCAACCUGGGGUCCAAGGAGUUCCUGGCAUCACUGUCGGAUCACUGGCGCCUGAAUGUGUGGGUUAUCAGGAAUUAAAGGAGAGCCAAGAUGAGAGGGAAGCUCUGAUGAGCGGAGUGUAUGAUGAACAGAAGGGACACGGGGGUGGCGCAUCGCCACCGCAGUCGGCGGAUGAGGAAAGCGAUAUUGAGAGCCUGCACAGUUUCCACUACAGUCCGAAAGCGGUGGAUCUGCCUUCCGCUGUUCGACUAGCCAAACGCCUCUAUUCCUUGGACGGCUUUAAGAAGUCUGACGUCUCCAGACAUCUUAGCAAAAACAACGACUUUAGCAGAGCAGUGGCGGAGGAGUACCUGCGCUACUUCAACUUUGAGCGCGACACACUGGACGUGGCUCUUAGAAAGUUUCUCGCUCAAUUUUCCUUAACGGGAGAGACCCAAGAACGGGAGAGAGUCUUGGUGCAUUUUUCCAAACGGUAUUUAGACUGCAAUCCUGGUAGCUUCAAUUCUCAAGAUGCGGUUCACACGUUAACUUGUGCGAUAAUGCUACUUAACACGGAUCUUCACGGCCAGAAUAUUGGCCGGAAGAUGUCCUGUUCUGAGUUUAUUGAGAAUCUGUCGGAGCUCAACGACGGCGAUAACUUUCCGCGCGAAGUGCUCAAACAGCUCUAUAAUGCCAUCAAGUCUUUCCCUCUCGAAUGGGCCCUGGACGAAGAAGGGGAUGAAGCGACGAACCAAGUGAUACAACAGGGCGAUGGUACGGCGAUGAUCGCCGGUACCGGGAAUCCGUUCCUUGAUGUGCCAAAUAUUACAGGUGCCACGGAGUUCAAGAAGGGCUAUGUUAUGCGCAAGUGUUGCUACGAUUCAAACGGAAAAAAGACUCCGUUUGGUAAGAGAGGCUGGAAAAUGUACUACUGCACAUUGCGCGAGCUUGUAUUAUAUCUGCACAAAGAUGAACAUGGCUUCCGUAAUGACAGUCUGCAUAACGCUAUACGUAUUCAUCACGCGUUAGCUACUAAAGCGACCGAUUAUACGAAAAAGCAGCAUGUUUUCCGAUUGCAAACAGCUGAUCAAGCAGAGUAUCUCUUUCAAACAAGUGAUUCGAAGGAGUUGCAGUCUUGGAUCGACACAAUCAACUUUGUAUGCGCCAGCUUUUCGUGUCAGCCGCUCGCAGGCGCCGUCGGUUCCCAGCGCAAAUUUCAGCGCCCGUUGCUGCCAUGUAGCCAUACCAAAUUAACUUCCAGAGAACAAUUGCGGGACCACGAGGACAGAGUCAACAGGCUAGAGGCGGAAUUAGAUGAACACAGACGGCAUCCUCCGGAAAGAGGUGCGAAAGCUCUCACUGUACAGAAUUAUAAGGAGAAGGACGCCUACUUACAUCACGAGUUGAAACGAUACAAGACAUAUGCCUACCUACUUCGUUCCCGGUUGGCGUUCAGUGAAGUGGAACCGUCAUCGUUAGUGGAGAGUAGCAUCGGCGAAGUAGAUGAGGGUGCGCCUACUGGACCCGGGGCAUUAGUGAACGCGGAAGGGGCUUUGGUGCCACCACCGGUCCCCGAACGGCCGGCCGCAGCCAAUAGGUACAGUUACCGGGCCGCCAUUUAUAGCGGAGGCGGCCGUCUAAAUCUAUUAAACGGUGGCCACCAGGACUAUAAUGCCGCCAGUGGCGAUAUUGGUUGACGUGAUGCUUUUGGCUUGUGCGGGCUAGUUUGACCCCGGUGCUGGUGCUGGUGAUGUUGAUAGUUGAUGGUUAAUGGUUAAUGAUUAAUGGUAGACACAAGUGACGCAAACUAACAGUAUAUCUGACACGUUGCACUCCAUUUUAGCGCUCGUGAUGGUGUGAUCUGUUUAUUAACAUUCCUUUGACGCUAGUGAACUUUUUUAAGGUUCGUAAGUUUUCUAAAAAAAUUGAUAUAUUGAGGAUAAAGCGGUAUUUUGUACAUCGUUGCUGACUUUUCUUUUUGAUUUGUUUAUGUAGAUUAAGAGCAAGCAUUAUUAUUUUAUUUUCCCGCAUUGAACAUUGCAAUUUGUUAUUUGAGAGUAGCAUGUAAAAACGAUAUGUGAUUGUGCGAAAUGACAUGUUAUACUGUUUCAUAUUGUUAGUUUGCGUAUGAAUAUUAAUUUAUGCAAAUUAAAAGAAAUAUAUAUAUUAUAAGAGUUGAGGGGAGCCCUGUUAAGACUGGGUAGAAAAACAUUUUCGCGUUUCAACUCGUUGUCGUAGAAAGUCGAAGAAAAUGUCAACCAUUUUAUGAUUAUACAAAAAGAGCGACCUACGAAUUUGUUAUUUAAUUAACAGUUUAACAUUAAUGUUGGACUGAUAGAUUCGAUUUAUAAAUUUGUAAAGUUCGUGACCGUACAGUAUAUAUUUAAGUAAUAAUUUAUUUGUUACUUAACAAUAUCUUAUUUUAUUUUUUUAUGACUUAUGAUUUUGUAAGUUUUUCAUGUUUUCCUCUAAUUUGCAAACAAAUUUAUGUUAUCGAGUAUGGGUAUAAUUAAGGAAGAGCAUGCCAAAUUUUUCUCUCUCUCUCAUUUAAACAUGAUUAUAUUUAAUAUAAUUAUAUUUUAUGAAUGUUAAUUAUAUAUGAAAUAUAUGUUUUGUAUUUGAACAUAUCACAAAAACCUUGUUUCUCUAAUUUUUGCAUAAUAAAUCUUUUUAUUCUUCCAUGUUUAA